AUGAAUUCCUCCAACACCUCCUUCGGGGCCGAUUCUGGCAACGACCUUGAAGCACAAAACAAGCCACUCCCUCUGCCGCGUACCCGUACAGUUGACAUCCAUCGCUGGUCGACGAUCCCGGUGCCCGUAAUUGAGAGAUGGCCCUCGGCGCCCGACACGAUCCCGAGCGACUGGCUCGGAAAGGUGACCAGUGUGCUGAUAUCGCUGACGCCGAUACUGUUUUUGGUACUGGCCGGUUUUGCGUAUAAGCUGGAUGGGAUGCCGGUUUCAAAGUUUGGAGAGCAGGUGAUGAAGGCAGCACAGAUUGGAACCACGGUAUACCCAAUUGUAUUUGCAGCAGUCCUAGGAAAAACCUUCAAGUCCGCCGCCGGAUGGCUCGUCGAACGGGGAACAACAAUCCGUAUGCUCGAGCUACUAAUGGGCAGCCAAAGUCUUGGCGGCGCACUCCAGUCCCAUUUCACGAUAAUCCGCACCAUAAAAACGAUUCCAUUGAGUCUGUUCAUGCUUUUGAUUUGGCUUCUUUCGCCUCUGGGAGGCCAGGCUUCGCUGCGCUUGCUCAGUACUUCUGGGAUUGAGGUGGAUGGUGCGAUAAGGUAUUUGGAUACAUAUUGGCAGUCAACGAGGAUCCAGUGGCAGACCUUUCCGAUUUAUGUCUAUGACUCCGUGUAUCAGGCUAUUCUGGUGACGCACACCGAGUCCCAGCAGUCGAGUAUGGAUGUUUGGGGAAAUGUUAAGAUACCCAAGCUUGAGUCUCUCAACCAAUCAACUUCGGAUAUCGACGGCUGGGUACAAGUGCCCAAGAACCAGAAUCUAUCCUAUAUCUCUCUAAUCGGGGUCUCCAUGGCCGGAACAGAGCUCGUCAAACAAACUUCCUCAAACUUCACGAUCCAGUACACCUACUUCAACUGGGACUGCACAAAGCCCGACAAUCUGACCAUCUCUGACCCCUGGUUUGCCGAAAUCGGAAUUAACGUCACCAACACACUUAACCUCAAGGUGCAGCCAUACCGAUCGUCCAUGUUUGUGAGAAUGCCAACAGUCAGGAGGAGGGUAGGAUUAACGUACCUAGAUCCCGCGAGAUUCCUCUACGUAUCAAGAAUCAACGAGGGGGACUCCGUAGACUACCCAGGUAUCUCCAACAUCUGGAGGUGGGUCACGACCUCGGUUUGCAACGUUACAGAGGCCCAUGUCGAGGCCGAGAUCAGCUGUGCUCCUAAGAACUGCUCCGUCACCAGACUGCGUCCCUACGUUACUAUUGCCCAGCGCCCCGCCACCCAUAUGGCCCUCGACGGAACUGAUGAUUCAGUCAUUACCGCCACCGAGCGCUUCAUCCAGGACCCCGACACUGUCACGCGCAUUUCAAACUACGACAUUGAGCUCGCCACUGUUUCUGACGGCCUUCUAGCCAGUAUCUCUUCCCUCUCGAAGGAGACCUUCGAAACCAGGUUUGGCCUUGCCUUCAACUCCUACUACACCGGGACCCUAGCACCCAGCUACAUCGCCGGUACACCACCGCCAUUCGAUGAGUUGCCCGCCUUCAACAGUUCGAAUUCGACCUACCUUACCCAGCCCUCCUUAGCAGAAAAGAGAUUGUAUGACGACACACUCACGGGGCCUCUGGCAAUGAGGCUGCCGAGCAACCACAUGUUUUUUGCGCGCGAGACGUCCACAAAAUUUGUGUUUCAGGAAGAGAAGUAUGUCUGCGAUAAGACGUGGCUGUGGAUUCUGGUAGCAACGACGGCUGUGCUGGUUAUAGCGGCACAUCUGGGCACGUACUUCAAGUGCAUGAGUGUUGCGCCAGAUAUUCUGGGGAGUGUGUCGAGUUUGACGAGGGAUAACCCGUAUAUUCCAUUACCUGGGGGUGGGUGUAUUCUGGAGGGAGUAGAAAGGACAAGGUUGUUAGCGGGGUUGGAGGUCAGGGUGGUUGAUGUAAGGCCAAGUGAGGAGGUUGGCCAUAUUGCGUUGUCCUCGUUGAAGGACGGGGUGAAGCCAUUGGUGAAGGGAAGAUUGUAUAUGGACUCAUGA
Messenger RNA from Morchella sextelata, 2025 nucleotides. RefSeq lists its product as uncharacterized. The record is from RefSeq and is a predicted model, not a curated record. The transcript is spliced from 5 exons. NCBI's taxonomy places the organism in Eukaryota, Fungi, Ascomycota, Pezizomycetes, Pezizales, Morchellaceae. Bases 1 to 2025 code for a protein of 674 amino acids.